Molecule: messenger RNA, 1800 nt
Organism: Megalobrama amblycephala (Wuchang bream)
Lineage: Eukaryota; Metazoa; Chordata; Actinopteri; Cypriniformes; Xenocyprididae
Product: cardiac phospholamban-like
Exons: 2
Coding region: 247-405 (52 amino acids)
Biological process (GO): negative regulation of ATPase-coupled calcium transmembrane transporter activity; negative regulation of calcium ion import into sarcoplasmic reticulum; negative regulation of heart rate
Cellular component (GO): membrane; sarcoplasmic reticulum
Molecular function (GO): ATPase inhibitor activity
Source: RefSeq, a predicted model, not a curated record
GUUUUCCCCACCCCUUUCAGUUCCUCCUAUAAACUUUGUAGCGUGUCCUGGGAGCCUGUGUGUGUCGACAUCCAACAUUUUCCUGCUGGUUCACACUUUUCCUUAUAUUUGAAAAGGACUGCUUCUUUCUUUGGCUGCCAUUUAACGGCACCAGAAGAACGUAACAGCACCACCAUCUCCAUCCGUCCAUUCCUCUUACUGCCACUAGUCUGCAGUCUUUACUCUCAGCCCUCAGAAGCCAUCAAGAUGGAGAGGGUGCAGCACAUGACGCGGUCAGCGAUUCGGAGGGCGUCCAACAUCGAAGUGAACCCUCAGACCAAGCGCAACCUACAAGAUCUCAUCAUCAACUUCUCCCUCAUCCUCAUCUGCCUGCUGCUCAUCUACAUCAUCGUCUUGCUCAUGUGACACCAAAAUAUGGCAACUGGCCAAUCACAAGAUGCGCUUGAUUUAAAAAGAUUUUUUUUUUUAAUUUACAAGAUCUUGGACGAUUUUAGGGAAUUGAAAAUGUCCUAUUGAUGAUGAUGAUGCAUCGCAUGUCAAUUUCCUCAAACGAUAUGAGGGCGGCCCACAUUUAGGCUAUGUUUGUUGCAUUCUUCCUUCAACAAUAUGCAAAUAUCUGACCAAUACAAAACUCUAUGUUAGGUAAAUUCAGAUUCAUGUUUUGUAUAUGAAUGUAGACCUCCCACAAGGAAGCAGUCAUCUGAACUGUUCAAAAAGACACAAAGAAUUAACAUCAAAAUGGCUGUAAUUACUGGCUAUAAUUGUUCCCAAAGGUGGACUACAAACCAGACACAGAGAACAGCAACUCCUCAGUCAUUUAUGUAAAUAUCCCCACAAAAAAACGUUUUCGUAAUUGUUGUGUUGAAAUGCAAAAUUUAGGUUAGUCCCAGAAAUCAUAUAUUAUUCACAGAGGAACAGAGCAUGUUGGCACUGAAGUAAAUUACGCUAUACUCUUAACAUAUUAAUGUCUGUUUACACUUCCUGUGAACAUGAUCUGAGAGAGAGAGAGCUAAAAUAGGAAAUUUAAGGAUGUUUUUAAAUGUGAACAACCAAUAAAGAUAAUGUUUGUUUUAAAUGUUGUAACUGACUGAUUCUUUUUUAAACAAAACUAGUGAGAAAUGAACCAUGUGCAGAUCCUGUUCAAGUCACUGAAAGUGCAGUGGAAAACCAUAAAAAGUACCAUAAAAAGUAUCUUUAAAGUGCAUUCACCUACAAAUUAAAAUUACUUUAAAUUAACAUCUUUAUACUCUCCCUCCUUUCCAAACAUGUAUGACUGGAGUAAAUGACUUUAGACACACACACAAACACACACACCAAAAAAAAAGUAAUUUUUCCCCCAAUGCACCGAUAGUUUAUAGUUCUGUCGUCAUGACUUCAGAAGACUUGAAAUAUAAUGCAAAUAUCAAUUUUGUCCUAUUUGACAGCUUGUCACUAUGAGCAGUGGUGGUGGGACAAGAAAAAAAAAUCUUUUAAAAAAAUUUUUAUGGACAAAUAAUUUAUUUUUUGGUAAACUUUUAUGGUAAAAGGAAACUCUUUCCCCGCCAUGCAUUCUUUUUUUUUAUCAAAACCUGAAUGUGAUUUAGUUUCAUAAAAUAAAUAAAGUAAUAUCUUGAACAAAAAGCUGAGAAAAUGAUGUUUUUGUCAAAGACUACGUCUGGUUUACGAUGAUCAAAACAGACCGAAUAGACAGCGUCCAUCAACACCCCCACAACUUGCAAAGUCCUAUACCUCGUUUUGGGUCGACAUUUCAUUCAGUAACCUUGGGCAGUUUUGAUUUAUUUGCUGUUGAAUGUUUAAUGA